GGUUGCUGCGCGCGCGUUAUUCGGAAUAUUCGUCGUGUUUUUCGUGAAUGAAGCGUGAACUUUAGUGAAUGAACAGUGUUUUUUAAAUUGAAUAAACAAAAACUCAAAAAUAAAUAAAACCAAGGAGCAACUUUUUUUAAAAAGGUGGAACAACAAAAUCGUUGUAUUUGGAUCAGUGUGUGAAGUUUUUGAAAUAAAUUCGAAUAAAAGUGGAAAGAUUUAAACCAAAGAACGAACCUCAGAAAGCGUUUCAAUCGUAUUUGAACCCAAGAGUGUAGUUUUGAGAUCCAGAAAGAGGAAAUAGUAAAUAUUUCAACUCUGAAGUGAAGAAACUGUGCAAUUUGUGAAAUAAAAGUUAAAGAGACGUACAUUUCCGAUAAAAGUACUGGAAAUAUUUAGUACCAAAAGUAUUAUUGAAAUACUUACACAUUGAAUUGAAACUUAAAGUGAACUUCGGUUGAAAUAAAAGUGAAAAGCCGUGAAAACCAAUUGCCAAACAUGCUCCUCCAGUGUCUCAGUCCCCGCUAAGUGACCGAAGCCCCAAAAGACCCAGAACUCCAGCAGAGAGCAGCAGAGAUCUCAAGUCCCAAGCGAAUCCGCAUCGCGUUCCUUCGGAGGAAAGCAUCUGCUGAAAUGGAGGACGAGCUACGUUGUCCCACCUGCAAGCAGCUGUACGCCAAUCCCGUGCUGCUGCCCUGCUUCCACGCCCUGUGCCUGGGCUGUGCCCUGGACAUCCAGACUCCGUACACGCCGGGAGUGGCUCUGGCCGUGGCCGGGGGAUCGGGCGCCAGCGCCAACGGCGGACACAACGGACUGCACGGCCAGGUGAACGGGGGCCCCGGGUCCGUAUCCGGCGGGGGAGCAGCCAGCGGGGUCGCCAACGGAGCCGGGCCGGGCACCCGCCACAGCUCCCACAGCUCGGCCGCCAGCACGGCCAGCUCGAACACGGGCAGCGAGAGCGUCACCUCCGACCAGGACCAGUCCGACAAAGUGAGCAUCUUCAGCGAGGCCGACUCCGGCGUGGUCUGCUGCUCGAACACAUCCCGUCCGGUCUCGUACGCCGGCACCGGGCAGCUCCAGGGGCUGCUGCAGGGCUCCGUGGUCGCGCCCCCCGGCGCCGCCUACUGCCUCACCUGUCCCCUGUGCCGGAAGCUCGUGUUCUUCGACGACGGCGGCGUCCGCAAUCUGCCCACCUAUCGCGCCAUGGAGGCCAUCGUGGACCGCUUCUGCGCCCGCGAGGCGCUGCGCUGCCAGAUGUGCGAGACGGACCCCAAGGUGGCCUCGCUGAUCUGCGAGCAGUGCGAGAUCCGCUACUGCGAGCCCUGUCGGGAGCUCUGCCACCCGGCCCGCGGGCCCCUGGCCAAGCACACGCUGGUCAAGCCGCGCGGGGCCCCCCAGCAGCGGGAGUCGGUCUGCGGCGAGCACGAGGAGACCCUCUCCCAGUACUGCCUCAACUGCAAGAUCCCGGCCUGCGGCCAGUGCAUCGGGGAGCAGCGUCACCAGGCCCACGAGGUGCAGUCCAUAAACGUGACUUGCAAGGCUCAAAAGACGGAGCUCUCGCACAAUCUGCAACAAUUGUCGGAGAAGGCACGUUCCACCACGGAAUUCAUCCAGCGCCUCAAAGGCAUGAGCGACAAAGUGACGGAAUCCUGCAUGGAAUUCGAGCGUCUGGUGCACGCCCAGUGCGAGGCCCUCAUCCAGGCCAUCCACGACCGGCGCGAGUAUCUGCUGGAGGCCAUCCGCAUGGACAAGGACACCAAAAUCAGGAUACUGAAGGAUCAGCAAUCGAACUGCACGGGCAAGCUGCAGCAGACCACGGGCCUCAUCCAGUUCUGCAUCGAGGCGUUGAAGGAGACUGACAGCGCCGCCUUUCUACAGGUUGGUUCCAUGCUCAUCAAUCGGGUGGCCAACACCGACAUGACCUGGCACCAGGAGGUCACCAAUGCGGCGCCGCGUGUUUCGCCCAUCGUGGACUUGACCCUGGACGACGCCGCCCUGGCACGGGCCAUCGACAACUUGAACUUUAUCCAAAUGAAAGCCCUCAAAGACGGAGAUGAGAGGUGCCCGGCAGCACCCUUGACUCCGAGCAUUUUGCCGACGGAUUGUUCAGCGGAAAAUAAUUCCGUCACAGUUGCGUGGCAGCCACCGGCUCAUUGCACCGUCGAAGGCUACGUCCUGGAACUGGACGAUGGAAGCGGCGGAGAGUUUCGGGAAGUCUACUGCGGCAAGGAAACAAUUUGCACCGUCGACGGUCUUCACUUCAAUUCGAUGUACAAUGCCCGGGUGAAGGCCUUCAAUAGCGCCGGAGAGGGUGAAUACUCGGCGCUGAUUGGACUGCAGACUGCCGAAGUGGCCUGGUUCACGUUUGAUCCAGUUCUGAGCGGCGGCGCCGGCUCUGGCUUAAUCUUUAGCAAAAAUAACGCCACCGUCAGCGUCGAGGGCUGGGAGCACCGGGUGGCCCUUGGCUCGGUGGGCUUCUCCCGCGGCGUCCACUACUGGGAGUUCACCAUCGACAACUACACGGCGGACACGGAUCCGGCCUUUGGAGUGGCACGUAUCGAUGUGGCGCGGAACAAAAUGUUGGGUAAAGACGAGAAGUCGUUUGCCAUGUACAUCGAUCGCCAGCGCUCCUGGUUCCAGCACAACUCCAUCCACGAGCGACGCGUCGAGGGAGGCAUCACCACGGGCAGUACCAUCGGAGUUCUCCUCGAUCUGGAGCGGCACACACUCAGCUUCCUGGUGAACGAAAUGCCGCAGGGAUCGGUGGCGUUCCGGGAUCUGUACGGGGUGUUCUACCCGGCCGUGAGCAUCAACCGUGGAGUCACCCUGACGAUGCACACCGCCAUGGACGCGCCCAAGAUGGAUUACUUCUAGGUCGGCCGUGUGCCAUGUGGAGGAGUAGCGAAUUGUGUACAUAAAGCUUUGCGUUCAGCAGUUAUCGGUGUCUAUAUCUAUAUAUAGCGUAUAUGGCGUAUAUGGCGUAUAUAGCGUAUAAGCAGACCUUACAAAUAUGAACAUUUUACUCAUGCAGCUUACAAUAUUACGUAUGUUAAAUGUGUAGUUUCGGGCAAGGUUCAGCGACAUAUCUCCAUUUAUUCGUAUCUCUACUCGUAGUUCUAGGCAAUGUUUGUAAAACGCUGCGCCAAACGGGGAGUAAAUUAUUCAAAAUAAUUGAAAACAGCCAGCGGUAGCUGUAUGUAAAAUAUAAUAAUAAUAAUAACAAUCUUUGAUGUUUUUCAGUGAAAACAAAGCCAAAAAUCAUGCACCGUGCAACACCAAAAACCAAAUUAAAUUUAAACGCAUGCGAAUGAUGAAAUUCCGGCUAAAAUCCAAUUAGCAAUUAGGGUAGCUACAAAUUUGCAUCUGUAUGGGUCGUCUCGUAUUUUAACCAGUGCGUAUGUGGUAGUAAUUACGCGAAAAAUACACACAUUUGAUCGAGGCUAGAAUAGAAUCGAAAUCAACUGUUGGGAUGAGUUUUUGUUCUAAAGACUGAAUGCAAAUGGCUUUCAUAAGUGUGACAGGAAGAAGAGAAAGCCUCGUCGAACGUUUCAAAAAUUUCGAAAAGAAAACCCUUUUCGAAAUCCCGGAAAUUGAGUGGGAAAGUUAAACAUAAACGCAAAAGCACUCAAAAUCAUUCAAAAUCUGCACGAUAGCCACCAAAAAUGAAUACCAAUUUGAAGCGAACCAACCAUGUUGCUUAUGAGAAUUUAAUAUGCGUCUGAAUAUUAAUAUUUAACAAACCAUUAAG
Molecule: messenger RNA, 3748 nt
Organism: Drosophila persimilis
Lineage: Eukaryota; Metazoa; Arthropoda; Insecta; Diptera; Drosophilidae
Gene: Trim9
Product: E3 ubiquitin-protein ligase TRIM9
Exons: 10
Coding region: 634-2874 (746 amino acids)
Molecular function (GO): zinc ion binding; protein binding
Source: RefSeq, a predicted model, not a curated record